AUGGCUACGACCCUGUCAUCCACAUCGACUGCGCAAUCCCGGUUUGAGCAAGCGCGAUUCAUACCCCCUGAUGCGAUAUUCGCUUUGACAGCCCAGUACCUGAAAGAUUCGUUUCCGCAAAAAGUCAACCUAGGGCAGGGAGCUUACCGCGAUGCCGAUGGCAAGCCAUGGCUUCUUCCCUCCGUGAACAAAGCCCGCCAGACUCUCUUGGAACAGGGUUUGAACCAUGAAUAUCUUCCUAUUUUGGGUCUUUCCACAUUUCGGCAGGCGGCGGCCGAACUCCUGUUAGGCCCAGAGCUUUUUGCGCAACGCGAGAAUAAAAUAGCAACGUGUCAAAGCCUAUCAGGGACUGGCGCACUGCACCUCGCUGGUCUGCUACUGAAGGCUUGCCAGAACCGCCUUCCGAAGGUGUACAUACCGGAACCUACGUGGUCCAACCAUCACCAGGUGUUUGACUCUCUAGGAUUCCCAUGUGAAAGCUUCAAAUACUAUGACCACGAAAGAAAGGACAUGGAUAUUGACUCAUAUUAUUCCAUGCUUAAACAGGCAGAGCCAAACUCCGUGGUCAUCCUCCACGCCUGUGCCCACAAUCCGACUGGCUUGGAUCCGAGUAAAGAGCAAUGGCGGGAAAUUGCUCACCUUAUGAAGGCCAGAAAUCUUUUCCCGCUAUUCGAUGCAGCGUACUUGGGUUUCAACUCGGGGAACCUCGAUGAGGAUGCGUUUGCCAUUCGUCUUUUCAUUAGAGAAAUGGAAAUGGAGGCUGGGGUUUGUGUUUCCUUCGCGAAGAAUAUGGGACUUUACGGUGAAAGAAUUGGGUGCUUUCUGCUCGCAAACAAUUCCAAGCAGACAGCCGUUCAUACCCAGUCUAUGCUUGAGAUGCUGCAGCGAUCUGAAGUAUCCAAUCCGCCGGCGUUCGGAGCAAAAAUUGCAAGCCUUAUUCUAGGACGUGAUGAUUUGAGACAGAUGUGGUACGCUGACAUGUUCACCAUGAGUGACCGACUCCGCUGGAUGAGGAAAGCGCUGUACGACAAUUUAGUCUCUCUCGGGGCCCCUGGCUCAUGGGAGCACUUGAUUCGACAAUCCGGGAUGUUUGGAUUUCUGGGUCUGCCCCCGGACAUUGUCCUGGAAUUGAGAGAAACAUAUCACGUUUACAUGGCGGACAAUUCUCGAAUCUCAAUAGCAGGUUUGAACGAGGGGAAUGUGGAAUACGUUGCUCGCUCGAUUACCCAGUGUCUGCUGAGGAUUGAAGGCCUAGGACAUCAUCCGUCGGCAGCUCUCUGA
Penicillium cinerascens is the source of this 1281-nucleotide messenger RNA. RefSeq names its product aminotransferase. The transcript has 5 exons. The coding region runs from base 1 to 1281 and encodes 426 amino acids. Lineage: Eukaryota; Fungi; Ascomycota; Eurotiomycetes; Eurotiales; Aspergillaceae. The record is from RefSeq and is a predicted model, not a curated record. Gene Ontology annotation, biological process: L-aspartate biosynthetic process. Gene Ontology annotation, molecular function: L-aspartate:2-oxoglutarate transaminase activity; pyridoxal phosphate binding. Gene Ontology annotation, cellular component: cytosol.